UUGGUGCUGUUGGGCUUCAGGGAAAUCUAGUCUUGUUGUUUCGUCUUCUACGGUGGGUUUCAGUUCCAAACGCGUACUUCUGCCCGGCACAUCAUCGUUUUUCGAGUCGCGAUCCACGUGCCAGAAUGCUUUCUCUGCGGUCAUACGUGAUUCGGGUUGUUUAAUUCGCGGACGUUCGUAACAUUACCUUGACGGUCUUUUUGCGCUGAAUGGUGUAAUUAUUCUGUAAUUCGAACAACCAAGUGUGACUUCUAUUGGGUUGAAAAAAAGUUGGAGUAACAAAGGUCAAGGUUGCCGUCGAUGAUUGAAAAUUGGCCAAGUGUAUGAAAUACUGAGAGCAACUGAUGCGCAGUGGAAGACGGAGUGAAAUAUGUGACUACACUAUGCAAGCAUUUGAAAGUGAGCAAUGAAGAAGCAAUAGUUUGAAUCUAUUGAAUGGUUGUUGCAGACAAAAACCGCAUCGCAGUGAUUAAUGCGUGUAGAGCAUAAGUGAGACUGCCGUUUAGCGUGGAGUGAGAGCAAAAGUGUUGCACACGCUAUUUCCGGAUGAGUUGCUGGAUGGUGCAUGGGAAUGCGGUGAACUGAAUGUUUACAUAAAAACGACAAAAAAGCAUUAAGGUGUGAAAAGUAUCCAAAGAAGAUAGAAACCAAGACCACGAUAAAAACUAAAGAAUAAAGAGAAAUAGACCGUACACAAUGUUAAAAUGAUUACAAUAAAAAAUAAACAUAAACAUAUAGAAAAAAAUUUGCAACCACAUGAAUAAUUCUAAUUUAUAAAGCCAGGAAUGCCUAAUUGCAACGUUAAAUGCUGAAUUUUGUUGAAACUGUGAAAUUUACUAGUUAUUCCACCUGGAAAGCGUUGAAUGCAGAUAAACAGCUGAUUGCUUGCGUAGCCAUAUAGCAUCGCUGCAGAGGUGUUGGAAGGAACGUGAAUAGCAAACGGAUGGUUAGCCGCCUAUCUUGAUAUAUUGAAAAGUGCAGCGGAAAACAUUGGUGCUGACUGACUGACUAGCGGAAGGGAAAGUUUGGAUGCGGCGUCGGCGGCGAAUACUUCGGUGAUCAUGAGGCGUGAGAACGGAUGGCGCAAGCGGUUUUAUAUUUGCGGGCUUAUACUGCUGCUGUUCCCAGACUUGAUACGGUCCAACGAUGUUAGCGAAAUUUUGGAGUCGCGAAUACUUAACGAAACGCGCAAUUCAGAUCAAGCGACCACCGUAGAAAGUAUUCAUACAACAAAGACGAUCGAGGAAAUUACCGACAAUAGUAUUCUGAUUAGUGCUACUUCAAGCUCAUCUCUCCCGGAAAUUGUUUCACCAGAAGAAAAUUCGUCUGUAUCGUCCAUAGAAGAUGAAGAAGGCUUAACUAAUGAAACGAUUGAGCUGACUUCUGCAUCAAGCGAAAAUGAAAUUGGGAUCUUCAUCCAGUAUAAUCAAACCGAGCCGGCUAUACCAGAUGCUGAUACAACUUCGUGGACAUCAUUGUCGAAUUGUUCCAAUUACACCGUCCACAAAAAUGUCGUUGAUUUGUCCAUCGACGGUGGCUAUAGCUAUGUGAGACAUCGGGAGCGCAGCAAUUGGCGCCGCGGCAAUCAACGGCUGGACUCAAGUGGCGAUCAUGACACAGCAGAACCUGAAAGUCACAAUCGUACCUUAAUGGACACCGCCGCCGUUUCUCAAGUGGUUUACUCGCUCGAUGGGGACUUCUCCGUUUCGUUGAUUACCGACCGGGACGAUUUCGGUGCAAGCCUGUUUACGGUGGAUCGUAUCAACAAGCUUCAAUUGAUUAAUGAUAAUGGCACUUUAGGUCUUCGAGUGGUGGUAGUGCAAAAUGUGACCCAUGCGCCGCAGAUAUUGCGAGACGAAGUCAGUUAUCUGAAAGAGUGCCUGGCCAAUUCUGUAGGUAUCUUCAUAGAUCCGUCCAUAUGGCCAGCGGUACAGUCGAUCGUUGAUUCGUUGGACUACAAUAUCUACCCAUUUCCGUCAUCCAACGAUCUACUGUACUCCAAGGCUGCCCAUCUUCUCUACGAACUUCCGUGGUCCAAUCCGAACUCGUCGAUUGCGGUGCGAUCGGAAUCGGCCGAAACCUCCAACAAGUUUACCGCCAUCUGCCGGCAUGAGCAUCUAUGUUUGGAAAACUUCCCCAGCGACCACACCAUUUUCAUCAUUCUGGGGCUUACUCGAUCCGUGAGCUUUGCAACGAAUGGAACGUUGAUCGUUGUGUUGUCUGGUCGUGAUAUGCUUUUUGUAUCAGAUCUUCCCAACGAAUCUUACAUAAUCACUGAAAAUGAAAUCAACUUGCCAUGGACGGAAGAUAGCGAUCGCUACGGAUCAAACAUUUUAGCCAGUGAUGUCCUUUCAUCGGGUUCGGUAUUUUUGGAGUUAGUGGAGCUGUUGAACUUACACACAAAAGAAUUUUGUUCGGAAAUCGAUCAAUCGUUAUGCUCACAUCUAAAUGCCACUUUGGAUAAUUGGCAGUACUACGCUAAGCUCCCAUCGCAGAAAAUCAUUUCGAUGCUCAAAUUACAAAACUUUACGCAGUCAAUGACGUUCGAAAUGCGCCAAAAGUUUAGUUCAAAGGCAAAUAGUAGCGAAGAAAUAUUGGAUUUGAAGCCGAUAGCAAGCUCCAACAUGGUAACUAAUGUUACAACACUUUAUCAUCUGAAUGAGUACAAGCAUCAAUCCGCCGAAUCCCUGAAACUGGGAAACAUUUUCUUCUGUAGCAAGGAGUUUGAAAUUCGCCAUCCAGACUAUAUUGAACAUCGUCGCCCGAUCUACCAUGGAAAUGAUUACUACGAAAUGUAUUGGCAGGUCAAACAAGAAGCUUGGGUGGCAGCGGGACUUACCAUUGCCUCUCUUGGAAUUCUUUUUUGUCUAGCCAUUCUAAUUUUCUUGAUCGUUCGCGUCUGCAUGGAUGAUGUACUAGAAGGAAAUCCACUGAGCAGUAUACUGCUACUGAUAAGCUUGAUAUUCCAGUUUGCCUCAUUUCUCCCGUUUAGUCUCGAAUACACAGGUUAUAUGCCUGAUCUUCUACACAAAGCUGACACUAUCUACACGUGGAAUACUUUAUGUACGGUCAAGAUCUUCCUCCUAUCAGUAUGCUAUUGUACAACAUUUUCGUUGCUGUUGUGUCGUGCGAUAAUGCUAGCGUCAAUCGGUAGCGAAGGAGGAUUCUUAUCGCAUGUGAACGGAUAUCUGCAGAGUGUGAUUUGCAUUUUCAGUACCUUGGUCCAGUUGGGACUCUCUACGCAACUGGUUAUCGUCUUGCACGCAAGCUCACACAACAUUUCUUGUAACGAAAUUUACUACGGAAACUGGUUCUGGGCGACUAUUGCCUACGAUGGAAUACUCCUGGCAGCGUUGAUCGUCCUGUCGCCGUAUAUUUUUAGAUCUCAAAGAAACUAUCGGGAAGGAAUGCUAUUAGUUACAGGAUCUAUCCUUUGCUUAGUGAUAUGGACAACGUGGAUACCACUCUGUGUAUUUGGCUAUGAAUGGCGUGAAGCUGCUGUUUCCUUAGGGUUGGUAGCAACUGCUCUUGCCGUUCUGGUGGGAGUUAUGAUUCCAAGAUGUUUCCUGAUGGUUCGAAGCAUCGCUCGUUCCGAUCUUGUACAAGCGCUUCCAUCGCUCACAUCACUAGCCUUUGCUCAAGCCAACCAAUACAUUUCCGAACAGAGUGUUUACGAGUGUGUAAAUCCGGCAAUGCGCCAACAGAGAUCCGCAACUGCGGAGACAUUUAUGGAGCACGAGAUCGAUGAACCGUACUUGGCGACGAGCGAAAUUCCGACCCUUCCGCUCAGAGGUAACCGCCGGAACAACUAUCUUCAACCGGAUUCGAAUGGCAAUGGAAUUAACGUCGAUUUUUACGGAAUAAGCAAUCCAUACAGCUGUUCGGAUUCGAUCGCAUCCGAACACUCGCCGAACAAAAACACACGUUUCUAGAACUGCUGAUUUCGUUUAGUAUUUUUCAUUUAUGUGAGAAUGACAUUCCAAAGAUAUUAGGGACUGUUAAGGAUUGUACUACUCGAAUAACUGUAUGACCUUUUGAUCUAGUCAACGUAACUUAAUGCCUUAUUUAAGUGUAAACCCGAUUUCUCGUUUAUUUAUGUACAUUUAGGAAUAAAGCAAGAUGAAGUAUUGAAA
Molecule: messenger RNA, 4133 nt
Organism: Aedes aegypti (yellow fever mosquito)
Lineage: Eukaryota; Metazoa; Arthropoda; Insecta; Diptera; Culicidae
Product: protein bride of sevenless
Exons: 8
Coding region: 1062-3932 (956 amino acids)
Biological process (GO): G protein-coupled receptor signaling pathway; visual perception
Cellular component (GO): membrane
Molecular function (GO): adenylate cyclase inhibiting G protein-coupled glutamate receptor activity; sevenless binding
Source: RefSeq, a predicted model, not a curated record